GGGCAGCCUCCAGCCGUGGUCACAGGGUGUCAUCGCAGUGGUUGUGUUCCUAGUCCUGGUGGCCAUCGCCUUCGUGGUCAACAGGUUCUGGUGUAAGGACAAAGUGACCCACAGGGGACUGUUUUGCAACAGAUUACACAGAAGUGGACUGGAAAAACCAGUUAGUGGGAGAAAACCAUCCCAGGUAUUGACAGUGAUUCCUGCUGAGUGCCAGCACGGUGCUGGGAGUCACCGCUAUGGAGACAAGGGUUGGCACUUGGCACAGCCUCUGCAGACCUGCAGUGAGGGCGUCUCUCCUUGUCCUUGUCCUGCUGGGAAGGAGGCUGAGCAGGGUGUCCGAGGGCAGAAUCACACCCAGGGAAAAUGCUGAGAACGUGGUGAGUGUGGAGGACAAGCCAGAUGCUGUCACAUCCAACGGCCAUGAAGGGAGAUACGUAUCAGCUGCAGCUGACUUCAGGUCCAAAGAGAACGAGCACGCCUACGAGAACACCGUGGAGCCCGAGGAGAAGGUGAUCACCACGGCCAUGUAGCAGCACCCACCUGCCGCCCUCCUCCUGCCACAGGGACCCUCUGCACUGGCACCCCCUGGGAGUGAUGGGGCCCUGGCCUCUCCACGGCACCACCACCUCCUGAUCUCCUUUUCCACCCGUGGGACAUGCUCUUGUCCCUCUGGGGCUGGUGUCCAUAUGGGCAUUGGUCCCCAGGAGAGGUCUGGAGGUGCCACUCUCCUGCCUGGUGGUCACCCCGGCGAGGUUGUUGUCCCAAGUCCCAGGAGGGUGUUGAUCUGUUCAAGACACAGAGGGGAUCCUGCUGGGUGCCUGGGACAUCCCCACACUCCCAGCCGCCCUCGGGGAGCUGCUGAUGGAAAACCUGCUCUUUUCUCCCCAGUUCACCCUCCUUUUUAUGACCUACACCAUUCAUUUGAACGUCAGAACCGAUGAAAUUUUAAUGUCAAACCUCCCCCGCUGUACAUAUCUUCCCGGUGAGCAAUAAAGAGAAUUGUUGCCUA
This is a messenger RNA of Taeniopygia guttata (zebra finch), 1009 nucleotides long. NCBI's taxonomy places the organism in Eukaryota, Metazoa, Chordata, Aves, Passeriformes, Estrildidae. The record is from RefSeq and is a predicted model, not a curated record.